This is a messenger RNA of Suillus clintonianus, 723 nucleotides long. RefSeq lists its product as uncharacterized. The record is from RefSeq and is a predicted model, not a curated record. Lineage: Eukaryota; Fungi; Basidiomycota; Agaricomycetes; Boletales; Suillaceae. The coding region runs from base 1 to 723 and encodes 240 amino acids. The transcript has 7 exons.
AUGACCCAACUCACCUCUGUUGUCGUCAUCACCCACACCUUUUUUCAGCCAGAAGAGAAGCUUAAGUAUCGGCGAGUCUUCAUCCUUGUCUGCCUCAUGUUGAGAGACCAGGAAUCGUCUCAAUGGGACGGAGAUGUCCGGGCUUGGCGUUGGGGGACCUCCAACCAUGAAAUGGCUCGGUCCAAGGACUUCCGAAACCUUUGCUGCUGGGCUGCUCGAUGGGGAAUGAGAGAGGGGUCUGGGUCUGGUGCAAGGUUCGAACGUGAGAGGGCAGGCUCUGUUGGCGUUAAUGUUAAUGUCAAUCGAUUCAAGCAGGACAGAGCAGGCGCAACUUCAGUGCUAAGUCUGUAUGACCGCGAAGGCACUACUUUGGAGUCGGUGAUGAGCUGGUUGGAUCGCGAUCUAUGCUUCUUUGCGGGACCAUGUUCAGAGGCUGCGAGCUCGUCUUCGCUUUGCACGAGGAAUGCGUGUACAGGAGGGGAUGCUGGUGCAGGGUGGAGCCCAAGUUCGAUGUUUGAUGAAGUUGGUGUUGAGAAUGAUGAGAAUCAUCGAGUAACGGGCGAGUACCAUGAUAUUCUGGUGUACCUCACAGAUGACAGUUCUAAAGAUAUUGUGACACCUGUAGGCGUCACUGUUGAAGCAAUCACCACGAUGAAACUCGUGAAAGCUAUAUUCGCCAUUCCAGCACGCGCGGAGAUGCGAGCGUUUUCAUUGCUUCCAUGA